Nerophis ophidion (straightnose pipefish) is the source of this 780-nucleotide messenger RNA. Its product is annotated as rRNA N6-adenosine-methyltransferase ZCCHC4-like. The coding region runs from base 1 to 780 and encodes 259 amino acids. Lineage: Eukaryota; Metazoa; Chordata; Actinopteri; Syngnathiformes; Syngnathidae. Gene Ontology annotation, biological process: rRNA methylation. Gene Ontology annotation, cellular component: nucleolus; cytoplasm. The transcript is spliced from 3 exons. The record is from RefSeq and is a predicted model, not a curated record. Gene Ontology annotation, molecular function: rRNA (adenine-N6-)-methyltransferase activity.
AUGUCUUUGUCUGAUGCACUUGGCUACGGUCAAUCCAUCACUCUCUCCUCUUCACCUUUGUCUCUGAAGCAACAUUCGGCACCUUGUUUUUCCGCUCCCUACUUCCCCUUCGCAGCCAAAGUCCCCCACCCCCGCUCGCUGACAUUUGAGGGUGGACAGGGGUCGGCAACCUUCAGCAUACAAAGAGACCCAAAAGACCGCAACUUUUUCCAGUGGGAAGAUGAAAAGGUCUCCAAAGCCAGGGUGCUGGCCGGAGAAGCGGAGAACAGGUUGAAGAGGCCUCUGUUUAGCCAGCAGCAGUGCAUUGCAAGGUUCAGACAGUUUAUAUCCCUCCCGAUGGACCAAAAGAAGUUCCGUGGGGAUUGUCAGACACUCCUCCUCCCUCAGGAACACUCGGCACAUGCCUGCCACUCUUGCUCGUCCGAGCUGCGGAGGCCGAGCAUGCUUCUACGGCCUCUCGUUGACAAGAAGAGCAACGCCCAGUAUCUCUUCACAGAGCGCAACUCCCGCUUCUUGCUGGAAACCCUGCUUGGUAUGGGGUACCACAAGGUGCUUUGUGUGGGCACUCCAAUCCUACACGAGUUGAUAAAACUUGAAAAACUGGAAACCCCUGAAUCUACGCCAAUGAAGAGCCUUCUUCUGGAUAUCGACUUCAGAUAUGCCCAGUUUUACAGCCAGGAUGAGUUCUGUCAUUACAACAUGUUCAACCACCACUUCUUUGAUAGCGAAGCGACGUGGCUGCAGGAGAUCCUGGCGUCCUCGGUCACUGAUGAAGCAUGA